ACACGAUUCUACGCUUCCCCGGACUUUACCAGCAGUGACGAAAAUGACAAUGGAUGUGGAGGCAGAAGUUGGGGAAGGGGAAUAUCAACAACAGCAGAAAGAGGAUGAGGAUACAGGAGUGAGCUGCAGUCUUGACAUGUUCCGGGAGCACCAAGAGGUUCGGCAGAUGGUGGACACUAUUGGGCAGGUGGAGACUGAGUUCACAGCAGAGAAAGCAUUUGAGGACCUAAAGAAGAUCCUUGAUAACUACCAGGAACAACCGCACUUACUGGAUCCUCAUCUAGAAGAGCUGCUGUCCUGCCUUGUGGAGGUGGUGCGCUCUCACCCACCUUCCUCCAUCACCACCCAGCAAGCCUUCCGCUACCUGUGGCUUAUCACCAAAGUGCGCAGCCACAAAAUUAUCUUCAAGAAGCUUUCACAUGAGGUAAAGGAUCUUUUACCAGUACUGCAGAUGUUGGAAUCACCAGAAGGAAGCUCAGACUUUUAUGCCAGCUACAUCCUGCUUCUGUGGCUCUCCAUCAUUGUGUACAUGCCUUUCAACAUGAUGGGUUUUGAUGCCAAAGUUGGAGGGAAGGAAGCACAAUCUGGCACUACAGUAGUCCAGAGAAUACUGGAAGUUGUUAAGGCUCAUUUGAAAUCAGCUCAGAAGUCCCGGGAAAUGGCAGCCUACCUGGCUUCACGCUUCAUCACCCGACCUGACUUGCGAGACGAGUUCCUGCCACAGUUCAUAGAGUACUGUUUUGAGGUGUUGGAGAAAGAGUCCCAAGGCAGUGUGUAUGAUGUGUUCCACAAGCUUGGUGUGCUAAGAACCCUUGGUCUCAUCUUCAAGCAUGGCAAACGGGAGGAAAUGUUGGAGUUCUCACAAAAGGUGUUGCCUCGGCUGGUAGCUUGUGGUGUUACUUGCUCCACAGACACACCAAUAAGAAAGCUUGCCAUGAAGGUUAUCCAACGCAUUGGACUGACUUUCUUGAAGCCAAGAAUUGUAUCCUGGCGUUACCAGCGUGGCAGCAGGAGUCUGGCUAUCAAUGUGCAGGGCAAUAAGUCAGAACACAUGCAAGGAGAUGCAGCAGACAAAAAUACUGAGGAGGAUGAUGAAGAGGUGGGAGAGGAUGUGGAGGAGGUGAUUGAGUAUCUGCUGCAGGGUUUGAAGGAUCAAGACACAGUGGUGAGGUGGUCAGCUGCUAAAGGUAUUGGCCGAGUGACUGGUCGGCUCCCACAAGAAUUUGGAGAUGAAGUUGUUGGAGCAAUUUUGGAACUGUUCUCUUCUCGGGAGUCUGAUAAGGCAUGGCAUGGAGGAUGUCUGGCUCUUGCCGAACUAGCUCGGCGUGGGCUGCUGCUCCCGGAACGUCUCCCAGCAGUGACACCUGUUCUCAACAAGGCCUUAGUGUAUGAUGAGCUGAAAGGGAAGUGUUUUAUGGGUGCCAACAUCAGAGAUGCAGCGUGUUACCUGUGCUGGGCCUUUGCCCGAGCCUACCAUCCUGACCAGAUGGCUCCCUAUGUAAGGGAGCUGGCUACAGGACUCAUUAUUGUUGCUCUCUUUGACAGGGAGAUUCCCUGCCGGCGAGCAGGCUCAGCAGCCUUUCAAGAACACGUUGGGCGUCAGGGAACUUUCCCACAUGGCAUAGAAAUCCUCACCACUGUUGAUUACUUUGCUGUCGGGAAUCGCUCCAAUGCUUUUCUCAAACUUAGUCUACAAGUCGCCAAAUAUCCUGAGUACACCAAGACCCUGAUUGACCACCUGGUGCAGCUCAAGGUCAUCCAUUGGGACUCUGCUAUAAGAGAACUGACUGCCAAGGCCUUACACAACCUCACACCACUGGCACCUGAGUAUAUGGCCAAGGCAGUACUACCCACACUCUUGGAGCUCACCACAAGUGUUAAGCUGGUUGCAAGACAUGGUUCUAUCCUGGCACUGUCACACAUUAUCCAUGGUCUGGCUCUGGUGACUGCUAAACAGGAAACUUCCCUUGUGGACCUUAUUGGUCAAGAUAUUAUGGAUGGCAUUGUAAAGAUCGUGCCCAUCCUUGAGGAAAGAAAACUUCUACGAGGUCUGGAUGGGGAGUACAUGAAGCAGGCUACUGCUGUCCUCAUUGAGAAGUGUUCUCUGGCUGCUCUUCCCCUACACCAUCAUGAAAUCCUCAAAGUGUGGCAUCAGCUGUUGGAGGAGUGCAUCGUUGUUAUUGAGGAGAACAUUCGCCUUGCUGCCUUGCAAGCAUUGGUUUCUCUUUGGACCACCUAUUUCCAGCCUGUCUCUCAAGCCGGCUUCAUGUGGCGGGAUGACUUGGUAAACCGGUACACUGCAUCCCUUAACACUGAUAAAGAGAUCCAGAGGCAGGGCUUCUCAGCUGCUCUUGGCUACCUCACCCAGCCACUGGUAAAAAACAAAUUUGAUGUGGUGCUUCUCGCCUUGAUCAGAACUACACAAAUCACCCCAGAGACCAGUACUUGGGCACAGGCUCGUCAGCAAGCUAUCACAUCUAUCAUCAGGCUUGUGGAGACUGUUGGCAUCCAAAAGGAUGGGAAAGAGAGUGAACAGGUCUGUGAAAGCAACCUGGGAUCUAUUUACGAGGCACUGCUGAGGAGCCUGGAUGACUACACCAUGGACCGGCGGGGAGACAUUGGGGCCUGGGUGAGGGAGGCUGCCAUCACUGCUUUACAGAUUCUCACCAAGAUGGUGCUGGUGAAAGACCCAUGCUUAUUGUCUAAAGAAAUAGUUAGAGAGAUGAUGGCCCGAGUUUGUCAGCAGGCAACAGAAAGGAUUGACAGGACUCGGAAGGUUGCAGGAACAGCCUUUGCAGCACUACUUCACAGUUUCCCAAAGCUGCCCCACAUUCCCAAUGUGAAAGAAGUGGAAUCUAUAUUUCCCAUGGAAUUGUGUGAUGGCAUGAACUGGGCCUCAGAGAAAUCUACCUUCAACCUCUUCAUGCAGCUUGUUGACUUCCCUGCCUACAGAUCCCGAGUACUUCUGGGAGUCACUUAUGCAGCAGGAGGAAUUUCUGCAAACCUGUCCCGGUACACCAAUGAAGCAGUGCACAAGUACCUUAGUGCCCGGGCUGAAAAGGUGGUGUUGUUGGCAGCCUUCCUAGAAACUCUAAUGGAGCAGCUUGCUACUCACCAGAAGGUUGAACGUAUCACAUUGCCACUACUCAAAACAAUAGGGGACCUGCUCAGCUCCUCAGCAGUGCUAGACAGCGUUCUUGAGCAAGACGACACUUACAUAUCCCGCUUAUUGGCCCUCAUGAAGAAAGAGUGUCAACGGUGCAGUGACUACCACAAACUUGCUGCUGUGAUCACUGUGUUAUGUGAGCUACUGCGGCUGUCCUCUCCGACCACCAAGGCAACCCUCACCCAGCUUGCACUUUUCCUUGGAUACCAGUAUCCCAAGGUACGAGCAGUAACAGCCACCAGCCUGUUGACAGCAUUGCAGGACUACUGUGACCAGGACAUUGUGCCAUCAGACCAUCUUGAGGAAAUCACCACCAUACUAGAAGAAACAGAAUGGAUGAACAACUUGGAGGACGCCCGCAAGCAGCGUAACCGCAUCUGUGAGCUGUGUGGAAUACCUCCACCACAACCUAAGAAGAAAUGACCUAACCUUGCUAAACACACAAAACUGUGAUAGUUCAUUUAAUUCUGUGUGUGCCUCACAAACUCGCAUUCUAGCCGACUUUUGCUUUUAGUUUUACUAGUUUAUGUGAUAGAGUCAUUAAUCAAAUGCACAUAACAUCAUGUACAUCUCUCUCUCUCUCUCUCUCUCUCUCUCUCUCUCUCUCUCUCUCUCUCUCUCUCUCUCUCUCUCUCUCUCUCUCUCUCUCUCUCUCUCUCUCUCUCUCUCUCUCUCUCUCUCUCUCUCUCUCUCUCUCUCUCUCUCUCUCUCAGCUAUUCAUUAAAUUUUUCUUGGGAUUUGAAA
Molecule: messenger RNA, 3910 nt
Organism: Portunus trituberculatus (swimming crab)
Lineage: Eukaryota; Metazoa; Arthropoda; Malacostraca; Decapoda; Portunidae
Gene: TBCD
Product: tubulin-specific chaperone D-like
Exons: 22
Coding region: 44-3589 (1181 amino acids)
Biological process (GO): bicellular tight junction assembly; microtubule cytoskeleton organization; adherens junction assembly
Cellular component (GO): lateral plasma membrane
Molecular function (GO): beta-tubulin binding; GTPase activator activity
Source: RefSeq, a predicted model, not a curated record